Messenger RNA from Megalobrama amblycephala (Wuchang bream), 2629 nucleotides. It is a transcript of the gene eeig2a, whose product is annotated as family with sequence similarity 102 member Ba. The record is from RefSeq and is a predicted model, not a curated record. NCBI's taxonomy places the organism in Eukaryota, Metazoa, Chordata, Actinopteri, Cypriniformes, Xenocyprididae. Bases 154 to 1257 code for a protein of 367 amino acids. The transcript is spliced from 11 exons.
CGACAUCGACGCAGUUCACAGAGCAGCAUUUGAAAAACUAUCGUCUCGCACGCACACUGACUCAUUCAACGCGCGCGUCAAAGUGUGUCCGUCUCUUUAAAUCCUAUUCGUGGAGUAUAACAGCAAAUCUGUCGUCCUUCACAUAUUUGAUUAAUGGCUUUCAUCAUGAUGAAGAAGAAAAGGUUUAAGUUUAAAGUGGAUGUGGACCUGGAGGAGUUGUCAUCUGUCCCAUUUGUGAAUGGAGUUCUGUUCUGCAAGGUUCGACUGACGGACGGUGGCUUUUCAGAGGAGUCUUCGAGAGAGCCAGUUCUGGUGAAUUGUGUUAAAUGGAAGAAAAGAUUCUCCUUCUUAUGCAAGAUGAGUGCUAAUGCAGGGACAGGGGUGCUGGAGCCUUGUGUUUUUCGGGUGUCUGUAAGAAAGGAGCUCAAAGGUGGGAAGACAUUUGCAAAGCUUGGUUUUGCUGAUUUAAACUUGGCUGAGUUUGCCGGUUCAGGAAGCACCACACGGCGCUGUCUGUUGGAGGGAUACAACACCAAAAACACUCGUCAGGACAACUCUAUACUUAAGGUGAUAAUCAAUAUGCAGCUAAUGUCGGGUGAUCCCUGCUUUAAAACGCCUCCAUCCACUGCAAUGACCAUUGGUUUUCCAGGAGACCCAGAGACAUGUCUACAUGAAGACAGAAGAGGAGAGACACAGAAAUCAACUUAUCAACAUAUUUGUACAGAAACCCCAGGAAAAAUCUUCAGCCAUAGUUCUGUUCCAGAUGAAUUGGGAAAGUGUGGCCAUUCAAGAACCGCCAGCUACGCCAGCCAGCAGUCCAAGUUCUCGGGCUACAGCACGGGUCACUCGCGCUCCUCCAGCCUGACGGAGCUCUCGCAUAGAAGGAACUUGUCUGCGGGCAGUGCCUCCACUGGGAUUGGCAGCCUACCAGAGCCCAGUGAGGACAGAGAGUCCCGCACACCUUUGCCCCAAGACUUAGCCACACCGUCACACAGUGGGAUCACAGCCAACAGGCACCCUGUAAAGCAGGACUCGGUUGAGUCUCAGCUAAAGCGAAUGGACGCUACCAGAGUGGAUGCUGACGAUAUCAUUGAGACAAUCCUACAGGGUCAAGACUUCAGCCGCAGCAUACUCGAUUCUAGUAAUGAAGAGGAGGGUCUGCGGCUGUUUGUUGGGCCAGGAGGAAGCACUGCACUGGGCUCUCAGCACACCAGGGUUGGUGCUGGAGCUUUUGAACAGGUGGUUAUAAAACGCUAGACUGAAUAUCCAUGGGGGAAGGUGAUGUAAUAUCCUGUGUCAAAGAAGGGGACAGCAGUUGUCUUCGAUCAUAAGCAGCAGUUCUAUACUGGGCUCCUGACACAUUCAUGGGCUCUAGGAAUUUGUGACAUCACUGCUCCCCCUACUGGUCAAGCUCUGGUGACAGACAAAAGCUUUAUUUUAGCUCAAAGCAACAGGAAAUGCUUGGAUUGGUACACUUUUACCAAAAAUACAUGGUUAUAGUUCUCACAGUCAUUUUGAAAAUGGUCGCUUGGAACCACUGGUAUAAUCGAACCGAAAAGGCGUGUUGCAGUAUUUAAGGUCUAUUUUAUAUAAACUUUUUUUUAAAAAUCCAUUGACAUGGAUUGAUGCACUUUAGACUGUCCGGUGUUUCCUUUAACGGAUGCUGCUAAUUUGAAAAAAGAAAAAAAAAAAUCGGUUCAAAAAUCAUAUUAUUAGUAUAUUUAUACUGCAGAUUUCAAGUAGACUUGAAACUUGAAAUCAUAUUUCUGAUAAAAGCCUUUUUGUGACUUUACAGUAGACAGAGGACAGCUAGGUGGUCUGAGCUGUAGGUAGCUAUUGGUUCAACACCUGGUAGAAGUAACUGGACUGCUGGACUGUUUUUCAAGUCAUUUGAAAUUAGAAGCCUCUGUUAAAAUGGCGUAAUCCAAAUUAGUUUUACAGGCAUUCCUUUUCUGUUAAGGAGAGAUGUAGAAGACCUGAACCAGGAUUCAGGAUCCUUUGUGUUAGUUUAAAACGGUUUGAAAAUUUGGGAGAUUUUAUAGUUUAUUAUUGCAAGAAUUUGUUUGAAAUAACAUUAAGGCUAAUAAACAGGGCUAUUUAUCAGAUUUCAUAUUGUAGAUUAUAGAUCUGUAAAUUUUUAGAUAGUUGUAUAUAAAGAAAACAUGGAUUUAAUUUAUGUGUUCUGGUUUUUCAGUUGUAACAAAAAAACUAAAGUAGUAAAAAAAAAAAGAAAGAAAGACUUAUGAUAUAUCUGAUAUUUCAAAUCAUAAAGGUCAUAAAGUAUAUACCUAUAUAGGUAUAUUAUAGGUAAAUAUACCUAUAUAAAUAUACAUAUAAGUAUAUUUACCUAUAUAUAAGUGUAUUUCUUAAAUACUGUUUAAUACUUCUUGAAUACUGCCUAUUGAAAUCUAAGAAAGUACAGUGCCAGACUGCCACGAAUGUCUUUCUCAAAAUGUACCUGUUUUUUGUUUGUUUUUGGUUUUUUGUUUUUUUUUUUGCAUAAAAGUAAAUUAUGUAAUUAAAUGGCAGCAAAAAAUGUCAGUCAAAAUUCAGAAUGUAAUGUUGCAUUUUAAGAAUGCAUUAGAGCAUAACAUAAAUGUUGUUUAAGAAAUAAAACAUAUUGCUGAUA